Salvelinus sp. IW2-2015 is the source of this 4642-nucleotide messenger RNA. Lineage: Eukaryota; Metazoa; Chordata; Actinopteri; Salmoniformes; Salmonidae. The record is from RefSeq and is a predicted model, not a curated record.
UUAGUGUGAAGUAAAGUUGCUGUGUUUGGAAGCGGUGUGCAAGGGGAAAAGUCACAGCAAAAAUGAAGAUGAAGCUGUGUAAAACUUUUUUAGAAAAUGAGUUCAGAGGGCAGCUGCUGAACCAGAGGUGGACGCGAGGAGACAGAAUAAGCAGAUUCUGUGAGACCAAAAGGAGCCUUCGAAUCAAAAUGAGUCAGGACACAGCAGAAACGAGAACCCGGACCCGCUCAAAAGGCAUCAGAGUACCCGUUGAACUCGUGGGAGCAGAGUUAAGUAGCUGCCCCACCCCCGGGUGCGAUGGUUCAGGCCAUGUCAUUGGGAGAUAUUCACGACACAGAAGCAUUCUUGGAUGCCCAAUAGUGAAGAAGAGGAAACUUGUGGAGGCGGAGGAAGAAGAGAAUCAACCCGCCCCCAAGAAAAAGACCCUGCCCCUGAAGUUGGCCAUGGACGAGGGCUUCAACACAGCAGACAGUGACGCCGCCAGUGAGGCAGAGCAUAAGGAGGGAGAGGAGUCAGAGGAGGAGGAGCAGGAAGAGAAGGAAAAUAGCAAAACGCCAAACCCAGCCAUGUCCAUGAAAGGUGAGUCAAGAGAAGACCAGAAUCCAAGGAAUAUAUCACAUUUAUCAUGGAUUGCUAUUGGCUAUUGCAGUGGUACAGCACUGUACACAGACAAUUGCGCACAGGUGUUACCCGAAGACACAGAAAAAAAGACGUCUGUCGAGUUCGUCACCAUAGCUGCACCUGAAGCAGAGGCUCUGCAGGAGGACACAGAGGCAGCCACCACAACCCAACAGCAGGCUUUCACAGAGGCAGAAGCAGAAACAGAGGCAGAGACAGCGACAGACAGACGCGAAGAGGAGGUGCAAGUAGUGGCAGAGAUACAGGCCGCUGAGGAGGAGGAGGAGGAGGAAGAUGAGGAUACAGUUGAUGUAUACAGAACAAUAGAGCAGCCCAAAGGCGACAAUGAAACAGGGAGAGCAGAGAGUGAGGAGAAGCAAAAGGAGGUGGCAGGAGAGGAGGAGGAGGAGGAGGGAGGAGGGGAGGAAGAGAAAGAGGAGGAGAGGCAAUUUGUGAGUCAGGAGAUCUCAGAUCACCAGUAUUCCAGUGGCGACUAUAGCAGGCAUCCGGCAAAAGAGGAGGGAGAUGAGGAAGAAGAGAAGAAGGGAGAGGAAAAGGAGGAGGAGGAGGAAGAGGAGGAGGUGGAAGAGGAGGUAGAGGAAGAAAAGGAGGAAGAGGAGGAUGAGGUGGUCUACAUGGAGCCUGCCAUCCCUCUUGCCCCUAGUACUCCUGCUCAGGAAUGUGAGGAUACAGAAGUGGCAGCGGGGGAGGUAAAGAUUGGUUCCCCGUUGACUGAAGAGGAGGAAGAGGAGGAGGAAGAAGAGGAGGAAACAGAAGCAGGGGAGGUGGAAGAAGAGGACCACGACUCUCACAAAGCCCCACCUACCACAGUGGCCAUUGAGAUACGAUCUGAGGAAGAGGAAGAUGAGGAGGAAGAGGAGGAGGAAGAUGACUGUCUCUCACAGGGUUCGGGUGUGACAGAUGACUCAGAGACCUGGGAUAUGACCCGGGGGAACUUGGGACUGCUGGAGCAAGCCAUCGCCCUGAAGGCCGAGCAGGUGAGAGGGCCGCACGUCGACCAACAGUCUCCAGAGCACCAGCACUACCACAGCCCCGACGACAGGGCCAGCAAAGCCAUGGACCAAGCCAUGCGACACAGAGGACACCACAGCAAAGAAAAGAAGGAGGUGAAAUGCCCUACCCCUGGGUGUGAUGGGACGGGCCAUGUGACUGGGCUGUACCCCCACCACCGCAGCCUCUCUGGGUGCCCUCACAAAGACAGGAUCCCACCUGAGAUACUGGCCAUGCACGAGAACGUGCUGAAGUGUCCAACUCCAGGAUGCAUAGGCCAGGGUCACGUAAACAGCAAUCGCAACACACACCGCAGUCUGUCCGGUUGUCCCAUAGCAGCUGCAGAGAAACUCUCCAAGGGGGGCCAUGUCACCCCCAGUCACCCCCAGCCUUCAGUCAGUGAGCCCGCAACUGGGAGCCCACAUUCAGACAGAGUUCUCAGGUACGGCUACAGACCCAACAUGGUGGGCCUGCCACACCCCGCCGCCAAACCUGCCAAAGAGCGUGGAGAAAUACUCCAAGCUCCUGUCGACUAUGCAAGCUUCGACGUCCAGGUGUUUGGGAAGCCUUUGCUGGUUCCAAAGAUACCCGCCACCAGCCAAACCUCACCCAAAGCCUUCAAAUCUAAACCAUUCCCUAAGGCCACGUCCCCGGGCCAUAGCUUCUCGGGAGGAUAUGCAAAGAGCAGCUCCUCCUCUUCCUCCAGUGGCUACGAUUACACCCAUGAUGCCGAGGCUGCUCACAUGGCUGCCACUGCCAUUCUGAACCUGUCCACACGCUGCUGGGAGAGUCCAGAGAACCUUAGCACCAAACAGCAGGACCCAGCUGGCAAGAUGGACUAUGUGGCCCACUCCUACACCUCCUCUGACGCAGAAGAUGAUGACAUCACCCAGGAGAGCAUGGAGGACAGGAAGUACCCAGGCGAGGUCACCACGUCCAGCUUCAAGGUCCAGUUCUCGCCCAAAGACUGCAAAAAAGAGGUUCUACUGUGUCCCACCCCAGGUUGUGAUGGCAGUGGGCACAUCACUGGAAACUACGCUUCACAUCGGAGUCUGUCAGGCUGUCCUCUUGCUGAUAAGUCUCUUCGGACCCUCAUGGCUGCCCACUCUGCUGAACUGAAGUGUCCGACCCCUGAAUGCGAUGGAUCAGGUCACAUCACUGGAAACUACGCCUCCCAUAGAAGUUUGUCUGGAUGCCCCCGUGCUAAGAAAGGUGCCGUCAAAACAACACCCACCAAGGAUGACAAGGAAGACUCUGAGCUUUUAAGUAGAUGCCCGGUGCCCGGCUGUGACAGCCUGGGCCACAUCAGUGGGAAGUAUGCCACCCACCGUAGUGCAUACGGGUGCCCGCUGGCAGCGAGGCGUCAGAAGGAGGGGCUCCUCAACGGUUCUCCUUUCUCCUGGAAGGCCUUUAAGACGGAGGGCCCCACCUGUCCCACCCCCGGCUGUGAUGGAUCAGGACACGCCAACGGCAGCUUCCUCACACACCGCAGUCUCUCUGGUUGUCCCAGAGCCUCCGCUAAUAAGAAGAGAACCAGGUUACCUGGAGACGAGUACAUUACAGCAAAGUUCAAGGCCAGCGAUGUUCUGGAUAAUGAUGAAGAUAUCAAGCAGCUGAACAAAGAGAUCGGGGAACUGAGUGAGUCCAACUCAGAGAUGGAGGAUGAUAUGAUGAACCUGCACACACAGAUCUCAUCCAUGGAGAAGAACCUGAAGAGUAUGGAGGAGGAAAACAAGCAGAUCGAGGAGAGGAACGAUGCCCUGUACAUGGAGCUGUCUGGCCUGAGCCAAGCUCUGAUCCGCAGCCUGUCCAACAUCCGGCUGCCACACAUGCAGGAACCUAUGUCGGACCAGAACUUCGAUAAUUACGUGGACACCUUGACCCAUAUGUUCUCCAAUAAAGAUUGCUACCAAAACCCGGAGAACCGCGCUCUGUUGGAGUCCAUCAACCAAGCAGUAAAAGGCAUCGAAGUGUAGUCUCUAAAAGUGUGGUGAGACAUAAUGGAACAUACAAAAGAGAGGCAGAAGAGGAGAGAGAAGGCAAGGUGACAUGGUGUCUGGGUAUACAAAACCCAACAACCAUAAAUAAUCAUCCCUUGCUUUUGGAAUAUAUACUUGGUUUUUCUCUUAUUUGUUUUGGAGAAAAUAUGUUGUCCAUUUCAUGUUGCUCCCCUCCCUGUUUGCAUGAAGGUUAACAGGAUCAAUGGAUACACAAGUGUUUUUGUGCGCAUUGGAGUAAACUGUGUUGGUGUGGGUGUUUGGGAACCUUUUGAGGGGUAUAAUAAAAAAAGACAUCCACUUUAAUUGUACAGAGCAGACUAAGAAUGCAGUAUACUGGCUCCAAUACCCCAUCAUAACAUACGCUCCAAAAUAGUGUACUUGUGUUCCAACCCUAUUGAGUAAUGUUGAUAGUAUUUAUGGGCAUAAAUAUUGCACUUCCAGGAAUAGUUUGUGAUUUCAUUAUUAUUGUUGUGUAUGAAUUUUAGUCUGUUUAAUAUAUUAUUUAUUCAUGUUGUGUUCAUUUUGCUUAUUUAUUCAGCAUUUAUUUAUUGACCUAUUUAUUUAUUUUUACAAAAAAAAUGACACUGAAGACAUUUUUAAACAGCGACAGAGAGGACUUGUUUAUCCUCUGCAUUGUUGAAAAAUAGGAAAUAUUUUAAAAUAUCAACUAUAAAUUGUUUUAUAUAUCUUAUUUAUUUGAAAUACUGGGAUCUUUUUUAAGUGCAAAUAUUUUGUAACCGACAAGUUUUGAUAAUUUUUUAAAGAGUUAGAUUUUUGUUUAUAUCAUUUAUUUUAUUUCCAUAAAGUAUUUUGAGACACCUUUGCAAUGAACUAGGAAAAAUGUGAUGAACGUAUUUAAUAUUUAUUUGAUAAUGAAGAACAAAGUGAAUGGAGAUGUUGAUGUAUAUUUAUUUUGUAUUGUCUAUGUCACGUGUUAGUGAUGAUGGCUGUGUAUGGAUUAGUCUUUGGCCAUAUGUUGAUUUUGAAAUAAAGGAAAACCUGUGCUAAGAAAA